AUGCUCUCUAGGCUAAGAUCUGGUGUCCUUAGGGGACCAGUGCUCAGUGCUCGUCAGUUUUCGAAAUCAGCACUACGUCGUGCGGAGGUUGAAGUCACAGUGGACAAUGUCAAAGUGAAGAUUGAAAAUGGUUCAUCAAUUAUUCAAGCCUGUGACAAGGCAGGUGUUGUUGUCCCACGUUACUGUUAUCAUGACAAAUUGGCAAUUGCUGGUAAUUGUCGUAUGUGUCUUGUUGAUGUUGAAAAAGCACCAAAAUUGAUUGCUUCUUGUGCAUUCCCUGUUAGAGAAGGUAUGGUUGUUCAUACAGAUUCUGAAAGAGUCAAAAACGCUAGAGAAGGUAUCACGGAGUUUUUGUUACAAAAUCAUCCUCUAGAUUGUCCAAUUUGUGAUCAAGGUGGUGAAUGUGAUUUACAAGAUCAAUCAAUGAGAUACGGUGCUGACCGUGGUAGAUUCAAAGAAGUUUCAGGUAAAAGAGCUGUUGAAAAUAAGGCAAUCGGUCCAUUGAUUAAGACUUCUAUGAACCGUUGUAUCCAUUGUACUCGUUGUGUCAGAUUUUUAAAUGAUGUUGCAGGUGCCCCAGAAUUUGGUACAUCUGGUCGUGGUAAUGAUAUGCAAAUUGGUACAUAUGUUGAAAGAAACGUCAAUUCUGAGUUAUCAGGUAACAUUGUUGAUUUAUGCCCAGUUGGUGCCUUGACAUCUAAACCAUAUGCAUUCAGGGCUAGACCAUGGGAAUUGAAAAGAACUGAAAGUGUUGAUGUCUUGGAUGGUGUGGGUUCAAAUAUCAGAGUUGAUUGUAGAGGUAUUGAAGUUAUGAGAGUUUUACCAAGAUUGAAUGAUUAUAUUAAUGAAGAAUGGAUUUCUGAUAAAACUAGAUAUGCCUGUGAUGGUUUAAAAACUCAAAGAUUGACUACCCCAUUAAUUAGAAAUGGUAACAAAUUUGAAGCUGCAACUUGGGAUGAAGCCCUUUCAACUAUUGCAAGUGCAUUCACAAGAAUACAACCACAAGGACACGAAAUCAAAGGUAUUUCUGGUGCUUUAGCAGAUGUUGAAUCUAUGGUUGUUUUGAAAGAUUUGGUUAACAAAUUAGGUUCUGAAAACUUGACAACAGAUGAUAUUGACAGAGAGCAGGAACCAUCACCAUAUGGGGCUAAUGUUAAAUCUAAUUAUACCUUCAACUCAUCAAUUGUCGGAGUUGAAGAUGCUGAUCAAAUCUUACUAGUUGGUACAAAUCCACGUCAUGAAGCAAGUGUCUUGAAUGCUAGAAUCAGAGGAACUUGGUUGGACAAUCCAUUAGAAAUCCAUCAAGUUGGUCAAAAAUUCGAAUCAACAUUUGACAUCAAUUACUUAGGUGAAGAUGCCAAUGCUUUGAAAAGCGCAUUAUCAGGCGAAGUUGGUAAAAAACUAGCUGCUGCAAAGAACCCAAUGAUCAUUGUGGGCUCUGGAGUUGUCAAUUCACCAGAUGCUAAAGCUAUAUAUUCCAUGGUUGGUAAUUUUGUUAAAAAGAACAAAAACUUUAUUACUGCUGAGUGGAAUGGUUACAAUCUAUUACAACGUGAAGCUUCACGUGCAGGUGCCUUAGAAAUUGGAUUCCAUAACUCUUCUAAAGAAGCUGCCUCCACCAAACCAAAAUUCAUUUACUUAUUGGGUGCCGACGAAGUUAAAAAUAGAGAUAUUCCACGUGAUGCGUUUGUUGUUUAUCAAGGCCAUCAUGGUGAUUUGGGUGCUUCAUUUGCAGAUGUCAUUCUUCCAGGAUCUGCAUACACUGAGAAGACUGCAACAUAUGUAAACACUGAGGGAAGAGUUCAAUCAACUAGAGCUGCAACAUCUCCACCAGGUUCAGCAAGAGAAGAUUGGAAGAUCCUGAGAGCGUUGGCUGAAUAUAUGAAUGUUGAAUUGAACUAUGAUGAUAUCUACUCUUUGAAAUCAAGAUUAGGUGAAAUUUCACCAUCAUUAGUUUAUACUGAUGUUUUGGAACCAGUUAGUGCUGAAAUUGCCAAACUAGGUAUUGAUACAUUAGCUGGAUUAGAAACAAAGAUAACUGGUGCUGUAUUGAAGAACCCAAUAGAAAACUUCUGGAUGACUGAUGUUAUUUCAAGAAGCUCAGUCACUAUGGCUAAAUGUAUCCAAAGUUUUGGUGAGAAAGGUGAUAAAGUAUUUGAUGAACGUCCUGAAUAUGCAAUGGCAUGA
Messenger RNA from Hansenula anomala, 2187 nucleotides. Its product is annotated as NADH-quinone oxidoreductase subunit G family protein. Gene Ontology annotation, biological process: ATP synthesis coupled electron transport. The coding region runs from base 1 to 2187 and encodes 728 amino acids. The record is from RefSeq and is a predicted model, not a curated record. Gene Ontology annotation, molecular function: iron-sulfur cluster binding; NADH dehydrogenase (ubiquinone) activity. The transcript has a single exon. Gene Ontology annotation, cellular component: membrane. Lineage: Eukaryota; Fungi; Ascomycota; Saccharomycetes; Phaffomycetales; Wickerhamomycetaceae.